UUCGUAUAGGGUCGGAAUAUCACUUUUGGGAAAGUGUCUACACACACCUAGAAGAUUCGUUAUUCAUAGUAAUCAUCUUCAUCACCCUUUUUCUAGUUCUAACAAUCCAAAAGUGAUAUUGCUUGAAGAUGGCUACGGUACGUGAAAUGACUUCGAAUUUUCAGAAACAUGACAAGUUUGAGGGUGUGGGAUUCCGUAGAUGGCAAAAGAAGAUGCAUUUUCUUCUCACUUAUCUUUCGGUGGCAUAUGUUUUGAGUACUCCAAAACCCGAGUUUGUGGAAGAUGAAACUUUGGAGGCCUCAAGGAGAAGGAACAAAUGGGAGAACGAUGAUUAUAUAUAUCGUGGUCAUAUUUUAAACGGUAUGUCUGACACUUUAUUUGAUGUUUAUCAAUUUUAUGAAUCCGCUAAAAUGCUAUGGGAUGACCUUGAGUCAAAAUACAUGGCCGAAGAUGCAUCUAGUAAGAAGUUUUAUGUUAGUAACUUUAAUAACUUUAAGAUGAAUGAAACAAGGCCUGUGAUGGAACAAUUCCAUGAAAUUCAAAGGAUUUUAGGAAGUUUUAAACAACACAAUAUUAGUAUGGAUGAAACUUUUAUUGUUUCUUCGAUAAUUGACAAAUUACCACCAAGUUGGAAGGAUGUUAGAAAUACUCUUAAACAUAGGAAAGAUGAUAUAAAUGUGGAACAAUUGGGUGCUCAUCUUCGGAUUGAAGAGGGCAUUCGGGUUCAAGAUGGACAAAAGGAGGUAAAUCCUAAUUCUUCUACCAUUAACAUGGUGGAGGAUGGAAAGUUCAAUGACUCAAAUCCUAAGAAGAGGGCUAAUAAUUUCACCAAAGGCAACAACUUUAAGAAGCCUAAGAAUGGUGGAGUGUUCAACAACGUGGUUGUUGGGAGUGUGGCAAGCCCGGACACUUCAAAAGGAUUGCUUCCUUUGGAAGAGAAAGAUGAACAAAAAGAAUGAGCAAGGUGGAGGGAAAGGCGAGUCUAGCCAAUCCCAAGCCAAACAAGGAUGAUUGUUCAUGGUACAUCGAUUCAGGAGCUUCAAGGCAUGUGUGCAAGGAGCG
Molecule: messenger RNA, 1062 nt
Organism: Beta vulgaris subsp. vulgaris (sugar beet)
Lineage: Eukaryota; Viridiplantae; Streptophyta; Magnoliopsida; Caryophyllales; Amaranthaceae
Exons: 2
Coding region: 129-959 (276 amino acids)
Source: RefSeq, a predicted model, not a curated record